AUGGCUUUCCAAUUCCCUGAACCCCUUGAUGUUGCUAAGUAUGCUCUCUUUGGAUCUGUCGUGAGAGCAGUACAAUUAUCUAUCUGCGGUAGAGAUGGUAAUCCAUUAAGAUACAAGCCAUUAGGGUAUGUCUACUCCAUUGCCUUUUCCAUAGCCGUAUUCACUGGAAUAAGUCAAAUAACUAAAAGAAAUGAAGAAUUAUUAGAAAGGAGAUUAAUUGCAUUACAAGAACAGAGACAACAAAGAGCUGAACUUUUUGGCGAUUCUACUCAACCUCCAAGACCUGAAUUCCAAGGUAUCAAGAGAGGUAAGUUCUUUGACUUCAUGGAUCAAUAUUCUACUACCAAUAAAUAA
Messenger RNA from Dujonia railenensis, 354 nucleotides. The record is from the annotation of a GenBank genome assembly. NCBI's taxonomy places the organism in Eukaryota, Fungi, Ascomycota, Pichiomycetes, Serinales, Debaryomycetaceae.